Messenger RNA from Limulus polyphemus (Atlantic horseshoe crab), 3302 nucleotides. RefSeq names its product superkiller viralicidic activity 2-like 2 (gene Mtr4). Lineage: Eukaryota; Metazoa; Arthropoda; Merostomata; Xiphosura; Limulidae. The coding region runs from base 20 to 3133 and encodes 1037 amino acids. The record is from RefSeq and is a predicted model, not a curated record. The transcript has 26 exons. Gene Ontology annotation, cellular component: nucleus. Gene Ontology annotation, molecular function: ATP binding; RNA binding; RNA helicase activity. Gene Ontology annotation, biological process: maturation of 5.8S rRNA; RNA catabolic process.
AUAUACCAUUCUGUGCAACAUGGCAGACGCUGAGGAUUUGUUUAGUGUGUUUGAAGAUGUACCGAGUACAAGCACAAAUAAAUUCUUGAAGAAGCAUGAAAAAAUACCAGAAGUGAAGGAUGAGAAAGGAUCACCUAUAUUGAAUGAACAUAUGAGUUCUGAUGACUUUGUGAAGUCUGUGAUUGAAGGAAAACGUGGCUUUGGUGAUGAUGAAGAAGGUGAAACUCUGGCUAAAAAACAGAAGACUGAGUGCUUACUCGAUGAUAUUAACCCAUCAGAUUAUUCUUCUAGAAUUCAGAUUCAUACCGUGGAAAGUUUGGAAGCUUGCUUACAUGAGGUAGCUGUACCUCCAGAUUUAGAAUAUGUACCACUGAGAACAUUUUCAGGUAAACCAGUGAAGGAAUAUUCUUUUAUUCUUGACCCCUUCCAGAAGGAGGCUAUCCUUUGCCUUGAAAAUAACCAGUCUGUGCUAGUUUCAGCUCACACUUCAGCAGGGAAGACUGUAGUUGCUGAAUAUUCCAUUGCUAUGUCACUGCAAAACAAACAGCGUGUGAUUUAUACGACUCCAAUUAAAGCCCUGAGUAAUCAAAAGUACAGAGAAUUUUAUGAGGAGUUCAAAGAUGUUGGUUUAAUGACUGGUGAUGUUACAAUAAACCCUUCAGCUAGCUGUUUGAUUAUGACAACAGAGAUCUUGCGUAGUAUGCUGUAUAGAGGUUCUGAAGUGAUGAGGGAAGUAGGAUGGGUGGUGUUUGAUGAGAUUCACUACAUGAGGGACAAAGAGAGAGGAGUUGUUUGGGAAGAAACCAUCAUUUUAUUACCAGACACAGUUCAUUUUGUAUUUCUGUCUGCAACUAUUCCAAAUGCAAUCCAGUUUGCCGAGUGGAUCUGCCAUUUACAUAAUCAGCCUUGCCAUGUGGUUUAUACAGAAUACAGACCUGUUCCUUUACAACAUUAUAUUUUUCCAUCUGGUGGAGAUGGGCUACACAUGGUUGUGGAUGAAAAUGGUACUUUCAAAGAAGAAAACUUUAACACUGCAAUGUCAGUGUUACAGAAUGUUGGAGAUGCUGCAAAGGGAGAUCAGGGAAUGAAAGGAAGAAAAGGUGGAUUCAAAGGAGAAUCCAACUGUUACAAGAUUGUGAAAAUGAUAAUGGAAAGAAACUUUGCACCUGUAAUUGUGUUCAGUUUUAGCAAAAAAGAAUGUGAAGCAUAUGCUCUACAAAUGUCAAAGUUGGAUUUAAACACAAAUGAAGAAAAAAAUCUUGUUGUUGAAGUCUUCAAUAAUGCUAUGGAUGUGUUGUCAGAAGAAGACAAAAAACUUCCUCAGGUUGAACAUGUUCUGCCACUUUUGAAACGAGGAAUUGGGAUUCAUCAUUCAGGUUUGUUGCCAAUAUUAAAAGAAACAAUAGAAAUUCUCUUCUCCGAAGGUUUGAUUAAGGCAUUAUUUGCAACAGAGACAUUUGCGAUGGGAUUAAAUAUGCCUGCAAGAACAGUUCUUUUUACAAAUGCUCGGAAGUUUGAUGGGCAAGAUUUCAGAUGGGUAACAUCAGGAGAAUAUAUACAGAUGAGUGGACGUGCUGGUCGACGAGGAUUGGAUGAACGAGGAAUAGUUAUUUUGAUGGUUGAUGAGAAGAUGAGCCCCUCUGUUGGGAAAGAUAUUGUAAAGGGUCUGCCAGAUCCUAUUAACAGUGCCUUUCAUCUGACAUACAACAUGGUUUUGAACUUGUUGCGUGUUGAGGAAAUAAACCCAGAAUACAUGCUGGAACGAAGCUUUUUUCAGUUCCAGAAUUAUGCAGCCAUACCCCAGCUUUAUGACAAGCUAAAGGAGAAGCAGGAAGACCUAGAUAAACUUGUGAUACCAAGAGAACAAGAAGUUUCUACUUAUUACAAAAUCAGGCAACAGUUGGCAAACCUGGCUAAAGAGUUCCAGAGUUACAUAACCAAACCUUUGUACUGUGUUCCAUACUUACAGCCUGGAAGGAUGAUUAAGGUAAAGAACGGUGAAGAUGAUUUUGGCUGGGGAGUUGUUAUAAAUUAUCAAAAGAAAACAUCUCCAAAGGAUAACCCAGCAGAUGUUGAAACUACUUAUGUUGUUGAUACUUUACUGCAUGUGUCCAAAGACAGUGCAAAAACAAAGGUAACUUCACAGUUGAAACCUCCACCCCCUGGAGAAAAGGGAGAAAUGCAGGUAGUGCCAGUAAUGCUACAUCUAAUAUGUCAGAUUAGUUCUGUAAGGCUUUACUACCCACAAGAUCUGAGACCCUUGGACAACCGCAUGUCUGUUCUCAAAUCCAUACAGGAGGUUCACAAGAGAUUUCCCAAAGGUGUGCCUUUGUUAGACCCUAUAGAAGACAUGGGGAUAAAGGAGAAAGGUUUCAAAGAUAUUGUUAGGAAAAUUGAAGCUUUUGAACAUAGACUUUACAACCAUUCUUUGUAUGGCGAUAGAGAGAUAGAAGACCUGUAUAAAAUGUUUGAUAAAAAGAUGGCUCUCGUUCAAGAAAUGAAGGGUGUUAAAGCUGAAUUGAAGAAAGCCAAGUCUUUGCUUCAGAUGGAUGAACUUAAAUGUCGAAAGCGUGUUUUACGACGACUUGGGUAUUGUACAGCUACAGAUGUAAUUGAAGUGAAGGGACGAGUUGCUUGUGAAAUUAGUAGUGCGGAUGAGUUACUGAUAACAGAAAUGGUUUUUAAUGGAGUCUUCAAUGAUUUGAAUGUCUAUCAAGCUACAGCACUCUUAUCCUGCUUUGUGUUUCAAGAAAAAUCCAGUGAAAUGCCCAGGCUGACAGAAGAGCUGUCUGGCCCUCUUAGACAAAUGCAGGAAGCAGCUCGAAGGAUAGCCCGGGUGAGUAAAGAAGCUAAGUUAGACCUGAAUGAAGACAACUAUGUUGAAUCCUUUCGUCCCCAUUUGAUGGAUGUAAUUCAUGCAUGGAGUAACGGAGCUACCUUUGCACAAAUAUGCAAAAUGACUGAUGUUUUUGAAGGAAGUAUAAUCAGAUGUAUGAGGAGACUUGAAGAACUCUUAAGACAGAUGUGUCAAGCAUCCAAAGCUAUAGGAAACACAGAACUAGAGAACAAGUUUGCUGAAGCCAUCAAGCUAAUCAAGAGAGACAUUGUGUUUGCAGCAAGCUUGUACCUGUAGUUUGAAGAAUCAUUAUAUUGUACAUUUAAAACUAAACUUUUAAGCUGUUAAAAUGAUCAAGCUCAUUAAACAAUAAAUGUGAUGAAACAUUCAUUUUUUUGAUACUUCAUCAUACUUAUUAGACAUAAUUCUAGACUUGUCAUUGUUAAUAAACCAUUUCCACAAUGUA